Messenger RNA from Lichtheimia ornata, 2112 nucleotides. RefSeq lists its product as uncharacterized. Gene Ontology annotation, molecular function: ATP binding; RNA helicase activity; RNA binding. NCBI's taxonomy places the organism in Eukaryota, Fungi, Mucoromycota, Mucoromycetes, Mucorales, Lichtheimiaceae. The record is from RefSeq and is a predicted model, not a curated record. The transcript has 9 exons. The coding region runs from base 1 to 2112 and encodes 703 amino acids.
AUGAAGUUCAGCAUUGGAUCAUUUUCCUCCAAGAAGAAACAAGAGCCCAAGAGACCACUUGAAGAUACAUCUGAGGGUGAAUCAACUUCUAAGGAUGCUUCCAAACGAAUGCGAUCGACUGUUAUCCAAGCCGACGAUGAGGACGAAUUUCUUGCCAGUGCCGGAAUUGCACCUUCUUCAGUAUCCAAAGUAUCAGCACCACAAGCGAGUCAACCAGCUGCAGCCGACGAUGAUGAUGAUGAGGAGGAUCCAUUGGAUGCAUUUAUGGCAGAUAUGAAUGAACAAGCCAAGAGUGCGAAGAGUGAACCUAAGGUACAACGCAACGAUCUUGAAGAAGAGGAUGAUAUGGAAAGCUAUGUACGACACAUGAAGGGGAAAGGCAUUACGGUGGGCAAGCCAAGCUCGGAUACCUUGCAUCGACGUGAUGAGAAUGCCAAUUCGGAUGACGAGGUGUAUGCGACGGCUGCCCUUAUGGAUGACGACAAUGACGACGAUGAUGGUGUUGGUCCUAUCAAGAAGGAAAUUGAACCCUUGGCACGUGUCAACCAUGAUGAGAUUCAGUAUCCCGAGAUUGAAAAGUACUUUUACGAGGAACACAGCGACAUUGGUGCCUUAUCCUUGGAGCGUGUUGCAGCCAUUCGACGUGAUCUUGGUUUACACGUGACUGGAAGUGAUCCACCAAAGCCAUGCAUUUCGUUUGCUCAUUUUGGAUUCGAUGAGGAUAUCAUGUCUACCAUUAUCAAGGCUGGUUAUUCGGAGCCAUCAGCUAUUCAGAAACAAGCCAUUCCUACCGCUCUCGAAGGUCGUGAUAUCAUUGGUGUUGCAAAGACGGGCAGUGGUAAAACAGCUGCUUUUGUUUUGCCAAUGCUUGUACACAUUAUGGAUCAAGAGGAAUUGCAAAAGGGUGAUGGUCCCAUUGGUCUUAUCCUUGCACCUACGCGUGAAUUGGCGGUUCAGAUCUACUCAGAGACGAAGAAAUUCGCCAAAGCCUAUGGUCUCAAUGUGGCAGCAGUCUAUGGUGGUGCAUCCAAGAUGACUCAGUUCAAACAAUUACGCAGCGGCAGUGUGGAGAUCCUUGUUGCAACACCGGGUCGACUGAUUGACAUGAUCAAGAUGAAAGCAACCAACCUUAGACGCGUGAGUUACCUUGUAUUGGACGAAGCCGAUCGCAUGUUUGAUUUGGGAUUUGAGCCCCAAGUUCGUUCGAUUUGUGAUAACGUACGUCCGGAUCGCCAAGCUCUCCUUUUCAGUGCCACAUUUCCCAAAAAGGUGGAAUGGCUUGCACGCGAAGUGACUCACGAUCCAAUUCGCAUCAGUGUGGGAACAACGGGUCAAGCCAAUGAGGACAUUACACAAAUUGUGGCAGUCAUGGAAGAUGAAAUGUACAAAUGGGAUUGGCUAAUGCGUCGGCUACCUGGUUUCUGUGCUGAAGGAAGUGUCAUCAUCUUUGUAUCACGUAAAGGGGCUGUCGAUGUACUUGCAUCGAACCUCGGAGAUGCCGGUUUUGAUUGCGGAGCAUUACAUGGUGAUCUUAUGCAACACGAGCGUGAGAGAGUACUUCGUGACUUUAGAGCCAACAAAUUCAAUGUGCUGGUGGCAACCGAUGUGGCUGCACGAGGUCUCGAUAUCAAGACUGUCAAGAACGUUGUCAACUUUGACGUUGCCCGUGAUAUUGAUUCUCAUGUACAUCGUAUUGGUCGUACGGGUAGAGCUGGUGAAAAGGGUACAGCCUAUACAUUGAUUACCAAGAAAGACGACAAGUUUGCUGGCGAUUUGGUUCGAAACCUUGAAAACUCGGGACAAGCAGUACCAAUGGAUUUGAUGAGUUUGGCCAUGAGCAAUCCCCGCUUUCGCAAUUCUAGAGCAUAUGGUGGUCGUGGAAGAGGACGAGGAAGAGGACGAGGAGGACGAGGUCGUGGUACUCGUGGACGUGGUGGUGGUGGUGGUGCUGCACAAUUUCAAGGAUUUAGCAUGACAGGCUCAAACACAGAACCAUUAUCUUCACGAUCGAGACCAUCAUUUGGGCCGAUGAAUUUCCGAAAAGCAACGACCGAUGAAGCAGGCGCUCAUGGGCUUAAUACAACUUCAGCAAUGCAUCAUCAUCGCAAAUAG